This is a messenger RNA of Meloidogyne enterolobii, 1761 nucleotides long. The record is from the annotation of a GenBank genome assembly. Lineage: Eukaryota; Metazoa; Nematoda; Chromadorea; Rhabditida; Meloidogynidae.
AUGUCUUCUUUCUUUCGCCGUCAUGUUCGUGGCCUUUUAAGAACAACAUUUUCUGCUCCUCAAUCAACUGAGACUAUAUCCUCAAUCGCCACGAACAAUGCUGAUGACGAUUUUGACAAUCAUGAUGAAUCUGAAGAGGAAAGAUUGUUAUUAUCUCUAGACCAUCGUCUUGGACCCGCUGGCACUUCCACAGAAAAUAAUUUUCAAUCUAGGAAUGGAAAGAAGAGACAGAGUGCUCCCGAAGUUUAUUCUGGAAAGACCGGCCUCGAUCUUCCUAAUAUUCAUAUUGGCCCGUUAUCUAUGCCUAUAAAAGCGUGCCAUACUGGACCUGAGGGGGGACUUACUUGUGUACAACCAAUGAGGCAGAGGACGAUUGCUAAGAUGGCAAAGUUGGACGAUGAAGAGUUUAGUCUUAGCUCGAUGGACGAGGAGGUGGAUGAAAGGGAGGAGGAAGAAGAGAAUGAGGAGGUGAGGGAAGAGGAGAAUGAAGAAGUGAAGGAAAGGGAUGAAGAGAGGGAAGAAGAGAAGGAGGAAGAGGAUGAAGGGAAGGAAGAAGAGAAGGAAGUUGGGGAAGAGAAGAAGGAAGAGGAUGAAGAAGAGAAUGAAGGGAAGGAAGUUGGGGAAGAAUUGAAGGAGGGAAGAAGAGAGAAUGGGGAAGAACGGGCCGAGGAGGAGAUUGAAGAGAAGAGGGGAACUGGAGAGAAAAAGGGGACUGAAGUGAAAAAUGAGGUGAUUGAAGAGAUGAAUGGAUUUAGGCCUGUGGAUGAAGAUCAGGAGGAUCUCUCCGGAAGAUACCAACAACAAACUCAAUUGAAUAAGCCUACUAAAGAAACAAAAUUUUUGGAAGUCCCUAAGAAGGAUAAUAAAAAAAUUAAAAGGACAACGAGAAAAAGUAGAGGAGGAGGAAAGGCAUUAAUCCAAUCAGCCGAUUCAAUAGAAGCACUCGGCCUUGUUGGGGUUGACGACUUUUCCCCCUUCCGUAACGGGAGUGCUUUGGAACAACUUGAUUGGUCAAGUUGGGAUGAACACCGAGCUUUAGGACUUUCAACAUCCUUGUAUGAACGCCAUCCAGUCAGUGGACUCCCUGCUGGACACCCAAUUGCGGAUGUUUUUGGAAUUAUUGCUAGGGAGAAUAAUGCUAUAUUGGCGUUGGCUGAUGGAGUAAAUUGGGGUGAUGGCGCUCGCCUUGCAGCACGUUGCGCAAUUCGUGGGGCUAUUGACCACUUGAAUAAUGCUAUUGAACGUCAACAAUUAAACACUACAAAUGAAAUUUUUCACUCAAUGCUAGGAGCUUUUCAUGCAGCACACGCACUUAUAUUACAAGAGGGUGGCGCUUUAACUACACUUUGUGUAGCAUUUGUGGCGCCAGUUAAAGAUUCAGAUUCAUCGGUACUCUGUGUUUGCAAUGUUGGUGAUUCUCUAUGUUUUGUUUACAACCAAACACAUGGCGUAAAUGAAAUAACUCUUGGUUCACACAAUAUUGCGCAAAUGAGAGAUAUGCGCGACGCGGGAGGCGCCCUCGGCCCUGUAGAUGGUCGAAAUCCUCAGCUUCACAAUUUAACUUGUUCAAUGACUUUUGUGGAAAAAGGGGAUUUAGUCUUUAUUACCUCAGAUGGAAUAUCUGACAAUUUCGAUCCAGUUGUAGGCAAAUUUUGCUCAAUUAAAAGGCCACGGGAUGAGGCGGAAGAGGAAGUAACUGAAACUAUUACCAAUGAAAAGGAGAAUAAUUUAACAACAAAUAAUCAGCAAAGAAACAAGUAA